Molecule: messenger RNA, 3507 nt
Organism: Leopardus geoffroyi (Geoffroy's cat)
Lineage: Eukaryota; Metazoa; Chordata; Mammalia; Carnivora; Felidae
Gene: PRPS2
Product: phosphoribosyl pyrophosphate synthetase 2
Exons: 7
Coding region: 106-1062 (318 amino acids)
Biological process (GO): 5-phosphoribose 1-diphosphate biosynthetic process; ribonucleoside monophosphate biosynthetic process; purine nucleotide biosynthetic process
Cellular component (GO): cytoplasm; ribose phosphate diphosphokinase complex
Molecular function (GO): magnesium ion binding; ribose phosphate diphosphokinase activity
Source: RefSeq, a predicted model, not a curated record
UGCAGCUCCGCCCCCUCCAGCUACUUUCCACUCCGCUCCUCCCUUGGUCGACAGCCGCGCUUUCCCGCUCGCGUCGCAGCCUCUGGUGCCACCGCCGCCUCCGCCAUGCCCAACAUCGUGCUCUUCAGCGGCAGCUCGCACCAGGACCUGUCCCAGCGCGUGGCCGACCGCCUGGGCCUGGAGCUGGGCAAGGUGGUCACUAAGAAGUUCAGCAACCAGGAGACCAGCGUCGAGAUCGGUGAGAGCGUGAGGGGCGAAGAUGUCUACAUCAUCCAGAGUGGCUGUGGAGAAAUCAACGACAACCUCAUGGAGCUUCUCAUCAUGAUCAACGCUUGUAAGAUCGCGUCAUCUUCCAGGGUGACUGCCGUGAUCCCGUGUUUUCCGUAUGCUCGACAAGACAAAAAGGACAAGAGCCGUGCUCCGAUUUCUGCGAAACUUGUGGCCAAUAUGCUGUCAGUGGCUGGGGCGGAUCACAUCAUCACCAUGGACCUGCACGCCUCUCAGAUCCAGGGAUUCUUUGACAUCCCCGUGGAUAAUUUGUACGCGGAGCCCGCGGUCCUGCAGUGGAUCCGGGAGAACAUCGCCGAGUGGAAGAACUGUAUCAUAGUUUCACCUGACGCCGGGGGAGCCAAAAGGGUCACCUCAAUUGCGGACAGGCUGAAUGUGGAAUUUGCCCUGAUUCACAAAGAGAGGAAGAAAGCAAACGAAGUGGACCGGAUGGUUCUGGUGGGCGACGUGAAGGACCGCGUGGCCAUCCUCGUGGACGACAUGGCGGACACGUGUGGCACCAUCUGCCACGCUGCGGACAAGCUACUCUCAGCUGGAGCCACCAAAGUUUAUGCUAUCCUGACGCACGGGAUCUUCUCUGGGCCAGCUAUUUCCAGAAUAAAUAAUGCCGCCUUUGAAGCUGUUGUGGUCACAAACACCAUUCCGCAAGAGGACAAAAUGAGACACUGUCCCAAGAUUCAGGUUAUUGAUAUCUCGAUGAUCUUGGCAGAGGCGAUCCGAAGAACACACAACGGUGAAUCUGUGUCUUACCUGUUCAGCCACGUCCCGCUAUAGAUCCCGGACGUGGGGUACGGAGCAGGCCUGUUCUGGCUGCUGGCUUGUAUGCAUUUGUCUCUUAGUUUUAGGACUCAGCAAUUAUAGGCUAAUGCAAAAAGCAUUCGAUCUUUGUAUACCGCAGGAGCCAUGGUUUUUCUCCUCCUCAAGCUCAAGACCAUUUAUUUCCAGUUUGGGAUGAGGGUGGUGGUUAUUUCAUCUUGUUAAGUGAACUGUCGUUAAUGAGCUAUGUUUUGUCAUCCCGACCUGUUCUAGUAGGUGACCUUUUUCUUUGUUUUUGUUUUUUUUUUCAGUAUUUUGAGGCCACAACUCAAAAUAUAUAUAAUUCCACUGUGUAAGUUCAUAGUUUAUAUAUUUUGAGGUUGCCAAAGGUGACUUCAGAUUAAAGCCUUCUGUGUAAAUAAUGAUAAUGCCUAUGGACAUUUGGGUAAAACCCUGUAUACAGAAUUAGCCUUUUACUUCGGAGUGAAUCUUAGAAAAUUUAUAAUACACUGAAUUUUGAUUUUUUUUUUUUUUUUAAGUAACCAGAUGUCACAUGAACCAUUGUGGUUAUUGUGCUUAAUUUGACCAAAUUUUAUGUGGCUUAAGAUGGCCACGGACACGUUUACCUUCUGAUAAACGUUAGCCGUAUCAGAGGCAAUGUAGUUUGGUAUCUUUUUUGUUAUUGCCACUUCUGAAUAACAUGGUAUAACUAUCACUUACCUGCAGUGUCACGUUCUGAAAUUGCAAAAUUUGUGUUUGGCAACAGAUCUGAUUGAGAAAGUGUCGAGAUAGACCCUGUGGGCUGACUGGUGGCCCUCGCGCUGUGCUCUGGCCAUCCCAGGGGGACAGCUCUUUGAGCGGCUCCUGUCCCGCCGUCUUAUUUUACGGCCUGUUUUUAGCUCUAGCUUUCACGUUGCCUUUUUUGCGAGAAUUUCAUGUUGUGGGGUUCCACCAAAGCACAGCCUCCCCUAAGCCCCCUCAAACGCACUCGUCUGAUUGUUAUUUUGUUUUUAACAUAAUAAAAAGGUGAAUUUUUGUGACAGCCACCAAAUGAGUAGUUGAACAUUCCAUCCUUCAUUUGAAUUUCAUAUGCCUUUGCCUCAAAAGUAGCAAGUCUCCUAGUCAACUGAUUAUUUUAACUAAAACUGUUAAAUGAAAAAUGUGGGUAAGGCUGACGACAAAAAGCACAAAUAAGUAAGCAUUAAUUGCUCUAUUAAGAUCACGUCAACACGGUGGCAGAUGCCUCGCAGAGGAUGUUGUGACUUUUGUUAGAUGCACCUUGGUGCACAACCACCUGAAUUUUUCAGCCCCGAAAGAGGAGAAUCUGCCUCAGAGACAAAGCCCUGGUUAUAGUAACAGUCUCUCCCUCUGCUCAAUCUCAAAACUCAAAGAGAGGAGACCCUCUGCUCUAAAUUCUGCAGGUGAGAAAAUCUAAUCUUUAAGUCAUUAAGAGACUUGAACCACAGUCUUUAAGCUUUCAGACUUCACUGCAGCAGAGGUCGAGAUUUAAAAGGAUCAUUUCGGUCAUUGCAUUGUGCUGUACCUUAAAAUGGCUUCUGAGAAAACAGUGGUAUUACAGCCUGUUAGCAUCAGCCCUACGAUAUGGACUGGCUCUAUCUAGGAAGAGUUGACUGGAGAUCUGGAAAGAGCCUAUUUCGAUGUAUGUGAUUUUUAGUUUCAAUAAAUGAGUGCUAUCUCUUUCUGGGAAUUUCCUACGCACAGGCAACUGAAAAUGUAGCCACGAGUGCACGUGGGUAGACGGCCUUGGGAUACUAGUGUAGACGUGUUGACGUGACUGCAGAAAGUUGAUUUAAAGGUAAUCAUUUCAUCUUAAGAUGGACUCUAAGAUCUAGAGCUAGUUUUAAAAUCUUCACAUAAAAAAAAAUCUGCAUGGUCAUUAUCAUGAACUGUUUGUUUCUCUCAUUUAGCCUCACUUUUUGUUUUCAAGUACUUCUGGUACAUUAACUGAUUAGGCUAGACUUGGCCACACACAGUGGCAAUGUAGUCCUUAACUGUUUGAUGGUUUCACUUCAAGAAGGAUGACGAAGGUGACCUCAGGAGUGGCCUGAUCCCAGAACUUGGGUAUCCCCUGCUGCUUGCCUGGAAACAUCGAAGUGAUCAUGAAUUGAAGUGAUGAUGAAUUGAAGUGAUGGAUGAAUUGAAGUGAUGAAUGAAUGAGCCCAGUAGAUUGGUUCUGUCCAACUCUGCUGAACGGGGCUGGACUCCCAUAUAUCCAGCCAAAAGGGGAGUCAGAGAAAUACAGAAAUACCAAAGCUGCUCAUCUUCCAACUUAAAUUACAUUAAUCAGCUUACAGAUGCUCGUAUUAGAACUUGCCUCUGUUAGAUGUCAACUAGAUUCAAGAAAAUAUAAUUUGCAGUUCUUGUAUUUUUUUAGAAUAUAGGGUUUUAAGAUUGUCCCAACACUGUACUAAACCACAUCAAUAAAAUCAUGCUACUACUUUC